Messenger RNA from Etheostoma cragini (Arkansas darter), 2286 nucleotides. RefSeq names its product SH2 domain containing 5 (gene sh2d5). Gene Ontology annotation, cellular component: postsynaptic density. NCBI's taxonomy places the organism in Eukaryota, Metazoa, Chordata, Actinopteri, Perciformes, Percidae. The transcript has 10 exons. The coding region runs from base 240 to 1445 and encodes 401 amino acids. The record is from RefSeq and is a predicted model, not a curated record.
AGGGAUAGAGAAAGCAGCAGGAAGAGAAGAGGGUGGAGUGAUUCAACGCGCUGACAUUUCCUUUCCUCCCCCGGGCAGCAGCAGCAGCACACCUGGUCCCCGGAGCGGCAGCGGGUAACGGUGAGCGAGGAGGACGGCGCUGUGGACGGCGCUGUGGACGGCGUGGGAAGCAGGCUGCACCGGAGGAGCCGCCGCUUGUUCCCCAGAGUCUCUCCGACUGGGAAAAAUCAACAGGCAGCAUGGGUGAGGCACCGGUCACAGAAGACACAGUGACUCGAUCCGCGGAGUAUGUGGGCUCAUUUCCCGUGGAUGACCGCUGCUUGGAUGACCAGAUAGAGCAACUGCACAAUCAACUGAGCUCCCUUAAAACAUGCAAAAGAAGGAGACCUGUGUCCCUAAAAUUCUCCAUCAAAGGUGUGAAAAUGUAUGACGAAGAUGAAACGACGCUCCUGAUGGCUCACGCUUUGCGUAGAGUCUCCCUGUCCACCGCGCGGCCCAGUGACGCCCAGUUUGCCUUCGUCUCCCACAACCCCGGCAGCCCCGAUGGCCAGCUGUACUGCCACGUCUUUCGAGCCAGGCACGCCAGGGCGGCCCAGUUCCUAAACCUGCUGCUUUGCCGCUGUUUCCAGCUGUCUUACUUGGAGAAGCACCCAGAGGAGGCCCCGAAGGACUCCGUUGGCUCGAUGCCUCGUCGCAACCCCUCCCUGCUUAACCACGGCUUCCCGCUCAGCGUCAGUGCCCUGGUGUCCUUCAGGAGAGCCCCUUUUCAGGGCCUGUUGCCAGGGACUAAGAAUCAAAAGUCUUCCAAAGACCUGCACGGCAGCCAGGAUGAAGUCGGCCCCACGUCCUCCCCCUCCCUGGUGCGCAAGGAAGCCAUCCGCAACAAAGCGCUGCGCUCGGGGGCGUUCCGCUCCUUUACUUUCACGCCGCACAAACAGCGCAGCGUUCAGGAGCGGCUGAGCGCGUCACAAGAAAAGGACAGAGACGAUCCACCGGGGAAGAGAUCCCGCGCUCCGAGCUUGGCCGAAACCGAAGAAGCACUCGCUCAAGCGGUGUGGUGUUGGGCUGGUAUCGCAACUGAGAACAGCUUUUCCUUGCUUGCAGACGAUGUUUUGGGAUCAUACCUCCUGUGCACUCAUCCUAAAAAACCCAAAUGUGACUCUCUCGUCAUUCGCUUCCCCUCGGGCCUGAACACCUACCUCAUCAAACACACGAGUAAAGGGACAUUAGUGCUUGAGAAAUGCAAGACUGAAUUCAGUUCCAUAGUAGACCUGAUCGAGCACUACACAGAGUGUUGGGAUGAGCUGCCCUGUCUGCUGAGCUGUGCCCGGGUGAACCACUGUUACGAGUGGGAGGAAAGUCCCAGCAAACAGCAGGCUGCAAAGCCACACAACAGCCUGAACAAAGCCCACGUUAAAAGUACCCCCAGAAAGGACUGGGUCUAACCCCUUGACACUGGAACUUGUGGACUGCCAACCUCAGAAUAAGUGACAACUUUAAUUUUAUUUUGCACAUAUAUCCUACACUCGUCACCUUUAAAUCCUAAUCGGUGUUUUGGUUUUCUGGAGGCUUCACACACUGUAUAACACCAUGCACCUGUAACAGUUUGGGCACUUAUACAAGUCAUUUUAUCAAAGGGUACUUAUUUGUAAAAGUGUAUUUUGUGCUUGCUGCUUUUUUUUUUUUUUUAUAGAAUCUUUAAAAAAAUACUUUUAAUUGUGCCUUGAAGGUAUCCCAGGAAUUGUUUUUAAGAUGUGAAAGUUACAAAAUUGAAACUGGAGUGAAAUUGAUCACACAGAUUGCACCUGAUGACAGAUGUGCAUUUUUUUUUUUCUUGCAUUGUACAGAUAAUGAACAAAUAUAUUUGAUUAUUCCUUGAAUUUGAAUCUGGUUGACAUGUUUCUUUGUAUUUAGACAUUAGAGAUGGAUGGUACAUAAGCAGUAAUCCUAUACGCCAAAUAUGUUCUAUAGGCUAUCCUGUCUCAGAUGUGUAUCAGUGCACUUAUAUCAUGGCCAGUAGAAAGAGUUGUGUUCAAAUGUUGUGUUUUAAAAGUUUCUGGUCAUGUUUUGCAUGCAAUUUAAUAUACCUUGCACACUGAUUUUAACAUUGUUAUGAAAUUAGUUCUUUAUCAUAAGAUUGUGUUUGAUCUUAUCUGGGGGGUAUAGCAAUAUAAGUAACUAAUUUGAGUACUUAGUACCAUCUUUUUCACAAAGGCCAACAAACAUUGUUCAUAUUUUUCACUGCUGUUUGAGAUUAAACUACGCGUGUUCUGUUUUUACCAACAA